Molecule: messenger RNA, 987 nt
Organism: Rhinocladiella mackenziei CBS 650.93
Lineage: Eukaryota; Fungi; Ascomycota; Eurotiomycetes; Chaetothyriales; Herpotrichiellaceae
Exons: 2
Coding region: 1-987 (328 amino acids)
Biological process (GO): transmembrane transport
Cellular component (GO): membrane
Molecular function (GO): transmembrane transporter activity
Source: RefSeq, a predicted model, not a curated record
AUGUCGAAGGGUGGUCUGCUGGACGGACCCCGUGAACGCACAGAUCAGGAUGAUGAAAAUCAAGGAAAGCAAGAACAGCCUUUUCAAAACAAUGUGGAUGCGCCAAAACCCUACACGGUCUUUACUCACACUGAAAGAUGGCUGAUCACCAUUAUUAUGGGCAUAGCUAUGUUCUUCUCGCCCAUGACAGCGAAUGUCUACUUUCCCGCUAUGCCGGCUCUUGCGGAGGCAGCGCACGUCUCGGUACAAGACAUCAAUCUCACCAUCACCGCGUACAUCGCCCUCCAGGGAAUAGCCCCCCUAUUCGUCGGUGAUUUAGCAGACAAAAUCGGACGAAGGCCAGUCUAUUUGCUAACCUUCGUGAUAUACAUCACCGCCUCGCUUGGCUUGGCAUUGACUAAAGGCUCUUACGCCGUUCUGUUGUCUUUGCGCACGCUUCGAAGUGCCGGCUGCUCUGCUACUGCAGCUAUCUCGUAUGGCGUCCUAGCAGAUGUUGCAAUACCAUCCAAAAGAGGUCAUAUGCUCGGGGCUGCCAUGAUAGCGGCUAAUACUGGCCCCACGGUUCCAGCUUUUUUUCUUGCUCUUGCUGUUUUGUUUCCCGAAACAUCACGGAGGAUCGUGGACAAUGGGUCUCUUGCCGCCCCUCGGUGGAACAGACCUACAAUUUCUUUUCUGAUGACAUAUCCUCGUAACGCAACCUCGAGCGAGGAAGGCCUCCAAUUGGCCAGGAAAAACACGAGAAUGAGGUUCCCAAAUCCUCUGCCUGCAUUGAGAAUUAUCUUUUAUCGAGAUGCCGCCCUUGUACUAUGUAUCAGCGCGGUUCAUUACGUGUCCUAUUAUUGUCUUCAAGCGACAAUCCCGGCUCGUUUCGCGGAUGGUUACAAUCUGAACGGACUUCGAAUCGGACUCACAUAUCUGGCUAUUGGCAUCGGUGUGGCAUUUGGUGACUUCUCAAACGGGAAGUUCCUGGACAUCAAUUACCGUUGA